AAUAAACCACAAGCAGUGGAUGAUGAAGUUUGGGAAGAAUUGGAUGAAGAUGUUAUGGAAGAAUGCAUGAUUUUAGCCACACAGAUGUGCACUACCGAUACAGUCAAGGAGAGCAAAAAAGGAAACGGUGCUCAUCAUGUUUCUGAAACUUUUAACAUUUCCAAGAGAAGUGAGAAUGGUGACUUAUUAGGGGAUAGUGGCUUUUCAAGCGCAAGAGGCACAGCGCAUGAAACUUCUAAAGGGUUUGGUAGGCCAGGAAAGGUCAAGAGCUCAGAUAAUCUUGCAAAUAAAUCCUUUAAAGGUAAUGCAUAUGCAAGCAGAUUUGAUGAUUUUGCAUCAACUUCUGAUUCUCAAAAAUUAAAUGCUACCAAAACAUACCAGAAUUCUGGUAGAGUAUACAACUCCAUUCCUAUAAAAGGGAAUAAUGUCAACAAAGGGACCCCAGUUGUUCAACCAAGCACCAGCAAAGACAACUUCAGGGAUGAAUCUCAAAAUGUAUCCAAAUGGACAGACAGUGAUGUAGCAAAGCUUCAGGAAGAGAUUCAGUUGAAACAAGGUGAAAUAUCUAUGCUAAGAUCAGAACUGAAAAGGAAGGAGACAGCCUUAGCUGCUGAGAGAUUAGAAAGAUGUAGUAUUGUAGAUCAAGCAGAAAAGAGAGGAAGAGAAAAGGCUGCUUUAGCAACGGUAGAAGCAGAAAAGAAAAUAAAGCACAUCAGCAAAACGGUAGAGAAACUUCAAGAUGAACUUCAUUUCAAGAAUCGGGAAAUAGAGGAACUUGAAGGCCAGUGUCGACGUUUAGAGAGGCAGACUCAGCAGCAAUCAAUUUCACCGUCUCAGAAAAGCAGAAAAGACAUUUCAGCUGUUGAAAAAUCUCCUGGAAAGUCCAGUUCUAGUUUCAAAAACCAUUUUGAUUUUAGCACUUCUGUCAGCAAGAAGAACAUGGCAGCGCAAACAGAAGUGCUGAAAGAGAGUAAAAAAAGGCCAAAGUUAGAGGUAACUUUUCCAAGAGGCAGGGCUCGCUUAAGUCGACAGAUAGUCUGCUUAUUUUCCAAUGAUGCAUUAGAAAGAUUCAGCAAGUCAUCCAGCCACUCUGGUAGGUGGGCUCUUAAUGACGAAUGGAGAAAUAUUUUGAGCCAAAUGGUUUUGGAUUAUGAAGAUGGUGACAAUGUACAAAAACAGUUGUUAGCCCUUAGUAUUCAAAGGCUUGAAGAAGUACACACCAUUUUUGCAUCUAACAAAGUUGAUGGUUCAAGAUCACCCCCAACAAAUUUUGAUCCAGUUGAUUCGUACGAAAGUCUUGUAGUUCCUGCUCUUGCAAUUUUGAAGUCCUUAACCACCACUCAGUUUACAGAUCUGUUACAAAAAGCCAUUGAAGUUGUUUGCUCACAUUUGCUUCAGAUCUCUUAUAGAGAUUUGAUCAUUAAUGAGCAUAUGUGGCCUCUUACUCUACAAGCUUUAAGUCAGCUAUCAAGAAUCAUUACUCAGAUUGACAAGACCAUAUGUGUGUUGUUAGCUGAGAAAUUGAGGGACUUUUGCAAAAAUAACUGCUCCAAUGAGAAGCUUAUGUCAUUACUACAAGUGCUUCAAGACUCGGCACAUCAUAAGCACUUCGCAGAAAGUUUAUGUACUAAAUGA
Molecule: messenger RNA, 1635 nt
Organism: Macrobrachium nipponense
Lineage: Eukaryota; Metazoa; Arthropoda; Malacostraca; Decapoda; Palaemonidae
Exons: 2
Coding region: 55-1635 (526 amino acids)
Biological process (GO): DNA repair; DNA damage checkpoint signaling
Source: RefSeq, a predicted model, not a curated record